UGCCAAGGCUGAUGGGGGGUAGCUAAGGACAAGAAGAACUCUAUUGCUGUUAAGGAGGCAGGAAGAUGGGGUAAGCAUGAAUGUGUGGGUGGGAAGAGGUAUAGUCAAGAUAACUGGAAUUGAUAGGUUUAUUAAAGAUGUCAACUGACAGUUUGUCUUCAGGAAAAAGGGGAGGAGAUGUCAGAAAUGGAUGGAGUGAAUUUAAGGGCAGGGUGGAAGUUAGAGGCAAAGUUGAUAAAAUUGACGAGUGGAUGUUUUCUAUUUGGAUUUUCAAUCGGCCUUUUGCAAGCUAUCGCACAUGAGGCUGCCUAACAAGAUGAGAGCCCAUGGUACUACAGGAAAGAUAUUAGCAUGGAUAGAAGAUGGACUGACUAGCAGAGGCCAAGAGUGGGAAUAAAAGGGCCUUUUCUGGUUGGCUGCCAAAGAUUAGUGGUCGGUGUUGGGACCGCUUCUUUUCAUGUUGUAUGUCAACAAUUUGGAUUAAGGAAUUGAUGGCGUUGUUGCCAAGUUUGUGGAUGAUACAAAGAUGGGUGUAGGGCAGGCAGUGUUGAGGAAGCAGGGUGUCUGCUGAAGGACUUAGAGGAGAAUGGGCAAAGAAAUGGCAGAUAAAAUAUAAUGUUCAGAAGUGUAUGGUGAUGCAUUUUGGUAGAAGGGAUAAAAGAGUGGACUGUUUUCGAAAUAGGGAGAAAAUUCAAAAAUCGAAGGUGCAGAGGGGCUUGGGAGUCCUUGUGCAAGAUUUCCUAAAGGUUAACUUGCAGGUUGAGUUGGUGGCAAAGAAGGCAAAUACAAUGUUUACAUUCAUUUAGAGUGAACUAAAUACAAAAGCAAGGAGGCACUUCUGAGGCCUUACAGUAUAAUUCAAUUCAAGUUUAAUUGUCAUUCAACCAUACAUGAGUACCUGUGAAUCCAUUCAAGCAAGACAGGCAUUGGUCAGACUUCAGUUGCAGUAUUGUGAGCAGUUUUGGGCCCCUUAUCUGAGAAAGAUGUGCUGGCAUUGGAGAGGGUCCAAAGGAUGUUCACAAAAAUGAUCCAAGGCAUGAAAAGUUUUACAUAUGAGGAGCAUGUGAUGGCUCUGGGCCUGCACUCACUGGAGUUUAGAAGAAUGGGGGAGGGGAGUCUCAUUGUAACCUAUCGAAUAUUAAAAGGUUUGGAUAAAGUAGAUAUGGAGAGGAUGUUUCCUGAAGUGGGGGAGUCUUGGAUCAGAGGGUACAGCCUCAGAAUAGACAUCCAUUUGGAACAGAGGAGAGGAAAAUUUUCUUUUGCCAAAGGGUGAUAAAUCUGAGGAUGAUAAAUUGUCAUGGAGGGCUGUGUAAGCCAAAUCACUGGAUGUAUUUAAGGUGGAGGUUGUUAGGUUCUUGAUUUAUUAGGGCUUCAAAGGUUAUGGAGAAAAUACUGGCGCAUAGGCGUAAUAAAUCAGCCAUGAUGGAAUGGUGGAGCAGGAUAAAUUGGCAGAAUGGCCUAAUUCUGCUCCUAUGUGUUAUACUCUGGUUGGGUGACUGUAAUUAGCACAAGAUUAAUUUGCCUGAUAGUUUUCUGGGCUGAAGAACUUGUCAAUUAAGGAAAGUUGAAGUAAAAAUAUAUUGGAAAAGAAAGGUGAUUUCAUUUAUUUAAUUUGAUUUUAUAUUAUUUCAUGACUUUUUGAGGGAGGAUUGGGUAUAUGUUCUAAAAGGCUGUUUGUUUUCUCCUACCAGAAAAUUGAAAACUUGGGGACCAUUCUUGUUUGGGCAUUUAAUACUUUUUUUUGUAAUAGUUAAUGGGAUGGAGACAUCACUAAAGAGAUCGAUCUUUAUGUCCAGUUACAUAUAGUAAUAACUUUAAAAGCAGCUUAAGUGAAUUGGAAUCAGUUGUAUUAACACUGAGAUAUUUCGUUAAGUAUGUUGUUUUGUGGCAACAAUACAAUGAAAGACAUACAUAAUUACUACAAUUCACAACAAAAAAAGUGCAAAACCUGAAUAAUGAGUUUGUAUUCAUGGACCAUUCAGAAAUUUGAUAUCGGAGGGGAAUAAGUUGUUACUAAUAUGUUGAGUAGGUGUUGAUAGGCUCCUGUACCACCUCCCAGAUGGUAAUAAUGAAAGGAAGGUAUGUCUGGGUUGGUGAGGGUACUUCAUGAAGGAUGGCACCUUCUUGAAGCACAGCCAUUUGAAGAUGUCCUCAGUGGUGGGAGGCUUCUGCCUAUGAUGCCGUUGACUGAGUCUACUCUUUCAAUCCAGUGCAUUUGUGCCUCCAUACCAAACAGUGUUGCAACUAAUAAGAAUGCUCUCCAUGGUACAUCUGUAUAAGUUUGAGGAGUCUUUGAUAUACCAAAUCUCCUCAAACUCCAAAUGAAAUAUAGCCCUUGGUGUGCCUUCUUCAUGAGUACACCAAUGUAUUGGACACAGGAUAGAUCCUCUGAGAUGUUGACACACAGGAACUUGAAGCUACUCACUCUUUCGACCACUGACCCCUCAAUGACAACCGGUGUGUGUUUCUCCCGAGCUCUUCGUGAUGCCCACAAUCCAUUCUUUGAUCUUGCUGAAAUUAACCAAAUAUGACCAAAGGAUCAAUUAUGAGUCUAAGAUUAUUCACCGGGCUUUCAACAGUACCACCAAUUACUGAGCAUUCUGAAAAAAAUAUGCUUAUCAUUAUCUGUUUACACUUUGAAAUUACUAAUGGAUACAUCCAACAGUAAGGGUCAUUCCUAUGGUGCACCACUAGUCACAGAUACCUAAUCACAGAAACAGUCCACCAGCAUCUUCCUCUCUUUCUAUUAUGAAACCAAUUUUAGCUCCAAUGUCUUGCAUCCCAUGAGCUUGAACAUUUUGGACUAUUUUCCCAUGUAGAACCUAGUCAAAAGCCUUACUGAAGUCCCUGCAGAAUACAUUAACCGCAUUGCCCCAUCAAUACAUUUUGUUACCUCAUUGAAAAGCUCAGUCAGAUUGUUCAGCCAGGUUGAUCUCCCCCCUAAUAAAGCCUUCCUGACUAUUUUUGACAAAUUGUCACUUUUCUAAAUGUAGAUUAAUCCUGUCCCUCAGAUAUUUUCCAAUAGCUUCCCUACUACUGACUUAGUAACGUGCCUUAUAUUUUUCAUUUUCUUCCUUUGAAUUAAUGUUUAACAUUUGGGGUCAUGCAGUCAUUUUGGUACCUAACCUGAGGCCAGUGAAAUUUAAAAAAAUUCUCCGUCAGGGUUUCAACAAUUUUCUUAUCUUACAAAGGUAUACAUAUAUAUGAAGGAAUAUCCCUUGGUUCUCUAACAUGCAUAUUUCAUCUCUCGCCAAAACGAGUUAAAGAACUCUAGAUGCAGCAAAAUGAUCUGGAUUAUGAGAGGCACGAGGACCUGUAAAGCGGUUCCGAGUUGUGGCGGGAACUUUCUGGCGGUGCACCUGCAGUGUGUCCGGCUUGUUGGUCCGUCUCGGAAGAAGUCUCUCCGUGCGGUUGCUGAUGCUUUCUGAACUGCUCAAUAUUGUCAGCACUUUUUAUUGUCUAAUCUGAAUGCUGGUUUGACGAUACAUUUAGUUUCCGAGAUUUCACAAGCCUGUAAUCAUCAACUUGGUUAAUUAUGGAUGAAGGACAUUCCAAUAAAUCUACCAAUGGUACUGUGACUUACCCAGGAGUAGCAGCAGUCAAAUCUCAAUACCUGAGCACCAAAGAUACAUUCCAUGAAUAUCUUAACAAUGGGAGGAAGAAGGACCUAACACUUCCUAACAGUUUAGAUGAAGAAGUUGCUGAUGAUGUUCUAAAGCAUGAAUCAAAAAAAGUUAAAAUCGAUCAAAGUGACAAAGAUACAAAUGAAUCUGAAAAGAGUAAUGUGGAAUUAUGUCAAAGUAAAGACAACUGCAAGCAAAGUAAAAGGAAGGCCAGGGGCCAGAAUAAAAACAGGCCUCAUAUGAAGCCUAACCAGUAUGAACAUGAUCAAAAGUUGUGUUCUUCGGUAUUUCGGGAACCUCCAGGAGAAUGUUACUAUGGUGAAAAGUGCAGAUUUUUGCAUGAUGUGUCGAAAUAUUUGGCACAGAAGCCUGCUGAUCUUGGAGACCAUUGUUACUUGUAUGACACAUAUGGAAGAUGUCAAUACGGCAUAUCCUGUCGUUAUGCACAAUCUCAUAUUGGGCCGGAUAACAAUAAUCUUAUUAAUGAGGAUCUUAUGAAAACGUGGGAGACAAAAGUGAUGGUGAAAAAUACUCUCAGCAAAGAACUGCAGCAUAUCCUUCGCAAAAAAAAGUUUCCUUUUCCCAAGAGUGAGCAGUAUUUGAAAAGGUUGAGUGUAAAACAAAAAUCAUGUAAACAAGACAGUUUAGAAGAAAAUGAAUCAGGAAAACACCAUUCAGAAGAGAAACCUGAUUCCACCAAGGUUAUUACAGGUAUGGCAGUGGAGAUUAAUUCAGCUGUUAGUGUCUCAAAUGCAGUCGUGAAAGAAAACUAUUUAGCAUCAAAUGAUAAUGUAAUUCCACAUUUGCUAAAUACUUUUGCCUGUCCAGGAAGCAAAUUGGAAGAAAAUACCACUCCUAGUACUGGCAUAGAUGCAGCUGUUGAUGGUUCUGUUAAUGAUGACAAACAAAUAUCCUCUGCAAAAAGAUUAGGCGUUGUCACUGAUGAAGAUAUCAUCAAGCUUCGGUCUUGUGAGAAGAAGCAACUGAACUUCAGAGAUAAGCUAUAUCUAGCACCACUGACUACGUGUGGAAAUCUUCCUUUCCGCCGAAUCUGUAAACAAUUUGGAGCUGACAUCACUUGUGGGGAAAUGGCAGUUUGUACAAACCUUUUGCAAGGUCAGUCUUCAGAAUGGGCACUGUUGAAACGCCAUCACACAGAAGACAUCUUUGGAGUACAGCUAGAGGGAGCUUUUCCAGACACCAUGACAAAAUGUGCUGAGCUUCUGAACCAGACCAUUGAUGUUGAUUUUGUUGAUAUCAAUGUUGGCUGUCCAAUUGAUUUGGUGUACCAGAAGGGUGCGGGCUGUGGUCUAAUGAACCGUGUUACCAAGUUAGAACAGAUUGUAAAAGGAAUGAAUUCUGUAUUGGAUGUACCAGUGACAGCAAAAUUAAGGACAGGUAUACAAGAGAAGGUCAAUAUUGCCCAUAAACUAAUACCCAGUCUUAGGAAUUGUGGGCUUUCCAUGGUUACACUCCAUGGUCGAUCCAGAGAACAACGAUACAGUAAAUUGGCAGACUGGGAUUAUAUUGAUCACUGUGCUCAGUUAGCUAAGCCAAUGCUGCUCUUUGGAAAUGGUGAUAUUUUGUCAUUUGAAGAUGCCAACAGGGCUAGGGCAACAACUGCUGUCUCAGGAGUUAUGGUUGCAAGAGGAGCACUGAUCAAACCGUGGAUAUUUACUGAGAUCAAAGAGCAACGACACUGGGAUAUUUCCUCAAAAGAGAGAUUUGAAAUUCUCCAGGAUUACAGUAACUAUGGGCUAGAGCAUUGGGGAUCAGACACACAAGGAGUGGAGAAGUGCAGAAGAUUUCUCUUGGAGUGGCUGUCAUUCUUAUGCAGAUAUAUUCCAGUAGGACUUCUGGAACAUGUACCUCAGAAAAUCAAUGAAAGACCUCCUUAUUAUUUGGGUAGAGACUAUUUGGAAACUCUAAUGUCUAGUCAAAAUGCAUGUGACUGGAUCAAAAUAAGUGAAAUGCUAUUGGGACCUGUUCCUCCUAAUUUUACCUUUGUGCCUAAACAUAAAGCAAAUUCCUACAAGUAAUCAAGAAAGAGAGAAGCUGCAAGAAACUCUACUGAUUUCCUAAUGCUGUCAAUAUUGAAUUCAUAUUGAAAUUAUAUAUAAUCUCAUGUAAAUCAAAUGCUCUGAACACAAACAGGAGAGUUACUGAAUUAUGGAGCCUAUUAUUCUGGCUUCUUGUAAAUUUUAUGUAAUUCUCAACAUCUUUGGAGAUUUUAAAUAAAUAUUCAUUUACUUUG
Hypanus sabinus (Atlantic stingray) is the source of this 5877-nucleotide messenger RNA. It is a transcript of the gene dus3l, whose product is annotated as dihydrouridine synthase 3-like (S. cerevisiae). The transcript is spliced from 14 exons. Gene Ontology annotation, biological process: tRNA processing. NCBI's taxonomy places the organism in Eukaryota, Metazoa, Chordata, Chondrichthyes, Myliobatiformes, Dasyatidae. Gene Ontology annotation, molecular function: metal ion binding; flavin adenine dinucleotide binding; tRNA dihydrouridine synthase activity. Bases 3536 to 5662 code for a protein of 708 amino acids. The record is from RefSeq and is a predicted model, not a curated record.